Molecule: messenger RNA, 2047 nt
Organism: Ceratotherium simum simum (southern white rhinoceros)
Lineage: Eukaryota; Metazoa; Chordata; Mammalia; Perissodactyla; Rhinocerotidae
Gene: EPOR
Product: erythropoietin receptor
Biological process (GO): cytokine-mediated signaling pathway
Cellular component (GO): external side of plasma membrane; membrane
Molecular function (GO): protein binding; erythropoietin receptor activity
Source: RefSeq, a predicted model, not a curated record
GGCUGCCUGCUGGGCCCGCCCCCUCCGGGAGCUGCCACUUGGGGCGCCUGGCCGGGAAGGGCCUGGCCAGCUGUGUCCGGCGGAGGCAGCUGCUGACCCAGCUGCGGACUGUGCCAGGGCUGGAAGGAGGGGGAACGGGAGCCCUGGACCCCUCCUAGCGGGGGCGGCAUCAUGGAUCACCUCGGGGCGCCCCUUUGGCCUGGAGUCGGCUCCCUCUGUCUCCUGCUGGCUGGGGUCGCCUGGGCUCCCCCACUCAACUCGUCGGACCCCAAGUUUGAAAGCAAAGCGGCCCUGCUGGCGGCCCGCGGGCCCGAGGAGCUUCUCUGCUUCACGGAGCGGUUGGAGGACUUGGUGUGUUUCUGGGAGGAAGCGGCAAGCGCCGGGGUCGGCCCCGACAACUACAGCUUCUCCUACCAGCUCGAGGGUGAGCCGUGGAAGCCGUGCCGCCUGCACCAGGCGCCCACGGCCCGCGGCGCGGUGCGCUUCUGGUGCUCGCUGCCCACGGCCGACACGUCGAGCUUCGUGCCCCUGGAGCUGCGCGUCACGGCGGCCUCCUCGGGCGCUCCACGCUACCGCCGCGUCAUCCAGGUCAACGAAGUGGUGCUCCUGGACCCCCCCGCGGGGCUGCUGGCGCGGCGGGCCGAAGAGGGCGGCCACGUGGUACUGCGCUGGCUGCCGCCGCCUGGGGCCCCCAUGGCGAGCCUUAUCCGCUACGAGGUGAACAUCUCGGCAGGCAGCGCCGCAGGGGGCGCGCAGAGGGUGGAGAUCCUGGACGGCCGCACCGAGUGCGUGCUGAGCAACCUGCGGGGCCAAACGCGCUACACUUUCAUGGUGCGCGCGCGUAUGGCCGAGCCGAGCUUCGGGGGCUUCUGGAGCGCCUGGUCCGAGCCUGCGUCGCUGCUGACGGCUAGCGACUUCGACCCCCUCAUCCUGACGCUUUCCCUCAUCCUCGUGCUCAUCCUGCUGCUGCUGGCUGUGCUCGCCCUGCUCUCCCACCGCCGGGCUCUGAAGCAGAAGAUCUGGCCUGGCAUCCCAAGUCCCGAGAGCGAGUUUGAGGGCCUCUUCACCACCCACAAGGGUAACUUCCAGCUGUGGCUGUACCAGCAUGACGGCUGUCUGUGGUGGAGCCCCUGCACCCCCUUCCCGGAGGACCCCCCCGCCUCCCUGGAAGUCCUCUCUGAGCGCUGCUGGGGGGUGACACAGGCAGUGGAGCCAGGGGCAGACGACGAGGGGCCUCUGCUGGAGCCGGUGGGCAGUGAGCACGCCCGGGACACCUACUUGGUGCUGGACAAGUGGCUGCUGCCUCGGAGCCCGCCCCGCGAGCACCUCCCACAGCCUGGUGGCGGCUUGGACACAGCAGCCACGGAGGAAGGCUCGGAAGCACCCUCCUGCUGGUCUGCUUUGGCUCUGAAGCCUGGCCCGGAGGGGGCCUCGGCUGCCAGCUUUGAGUACACCAUGCUGGACCCCAGCUCCCAGCUCCUGCGCCCGAGGGCACUGCCUCCUGAGCUGCCCCCGACCCCACCCCACCUCAAGUACCUGUACCUCGUGGUGUCUGACUCUGGCAUCUCAACUGACUACAGCUCAGGGGGCUCCCAGGGAGCCCAGAGGGAUUCCUCCAACGGCCCCUACUCCAACCCUUAUGAGAACAGCCUCGUCCCAGCCGCCGAGCCUUCAGCCCCAAGCUGCGUGGCCUGCUCCUAGGACGCUUGGGGACCCAGCAUGACCUCAAGUGCUAGGCCAGGCCCAAGACUUAUCGGGCAGGGUCGGCGAGGCCUCACUCAGGACUAGGGGCAUUGCUGACGUUGGCUUUCUGCCCCAUCCUUCCUGCUCAGGAAGUCGUGACCUUGCAGUAUUUUAAAAUGUAUAGUUCUUUGUAUAGAUAUAUAUAUGUAAGUUUUUCUAUCAUGACUUCUGCAAAUGGCCUGUAAGCCCCAUCUGUCCCUGGGCCCAGGCCAUAGGGGCAGCAGUAAAAAGCCUUGAGCUCAGUCUGAAAUUCUGGCCCUGGCAAUCUGAAUGAUAAUCCUAAUAAAAUGAAUCAGUCAGUAUA